This is a messenger RNA of Pogonomyrmex barbatus (red harvester ant), 561 nucleotides long. RefSeq lists its product as uncharacterized. NCBI's taxonomy places the organism in Eukaryota, Metazoa, Arthropoda, Insecta, Hymenoptera, Formicidae. Gene Ontology annotation, biological process: cell differentiation; positive regulation of transcription by RNA polymerase II. The record is from RefSeq and is a predicted model, not a curated record. Gene Ontology annotation, molecular function: DNA-binding transcription activator activity, RNA polymerase II-specific; RNA polymerase II cis-regulatory region sequence-specific DNA binding. Gene Ontology annotation, cellular component: nucleus.
AUGGAGACUCUUGAAAAUGUCUCGAAUUUCGUCAUAAAAGAAAAGAAUUUCGAUAAUGACGACGACGAUGACGACGACGAUAAGGAGAACGUGGCGGUAAAGCGCAUUCCCGAUGAGCCGAAGGUAUCGUGUGGCAACCGUGAGGUGAAUAAGAUUUUUCCACAGCAACAGCAGCGGACACGGACAAAUCGAUCGCCGAGACUCAAAAGCACCGGUACCCCGACGUUGUUAUACAUCGACGGCAACGGACUCGCGGAUGCAGCAGCAGUGAAACGCAGAAUCCCAAGACCGGCGAAUGCCUUCAUGCUGUUCGCCAACGAGUGGCGAAAAAAAUUUGCCGCGGAGAAUCCUCGGGAAUCCAACAAGGACAUCAGUGUCAGGCUAGGCAUUUUCUGGAAAAGCAUGUCAAAAGAUGUAAAGGAAAAAUACUUUGCACUGGCGCGUGAGGUGGACAGGGAGCAUAAGAGAAAGUAUCCUGUGAAUUUUUCCGACGACGAUGAUGUCAACGACGAGGACGACGACAACGAUGACGAUGACGAAGAGGAGGUCGACGUCGGCUGA